Messenger RNA from Penicillium brasilianum, 759 nucleotides. Lineage: Eukaryota; Fungi; Ascomycota; Eurotiomycetes; Eurotiales; Aspergillaceae. The record is from the annotation of a GenBank genome assembly.
CAAUCUGAACAUCUUGAACUUACUCCCAUUUUUUGGUGUUUAUCUACUUUCAAGCCUAUCACAAAUAUCCAUCUCGCGAUGAAAGUCCUUCUGACAGGCGCAACUGGGACGAUCGGCGGCGGCGCGCUGCGAGCAUGCCUCAUACAUCCACAAAUAACAACAGUCGUCGCAUUCGUGCGCCGCCCCCUUCCACAAGAUCUAUCCUCAAAUCCAAAACUCGAAACAGUCAUCGUCGAAGAUUUCUCGACAUGGACAGAUGAGCUACUAGAUCAGCACAUGAACGCCGCGGCGAUGAUUUGGGCCCUUGGCUCUUUGAGUCCUACGCACAAGGUAGAUGUGGAGUAUCCGCUUGCUUUCCAGGAAGCUUUUAUCAAGCGACGCAGUCUGCAAGAGAUACCGGCGGAGUUCCGGUAUGUUCAUGUUAGCGGGAAAUUGGUGGAACAGGAUCCGGACAGGAAGUUGUAUUUUCUGGAUGCGCAGCGGAAGACGAAGGGACUGCACGACACCAAGGCAAUCGCGUUAGCCGAUCAGACCGAUUCAUGGUGGAAGUUGACUAUUGUCCGCCCUGGAGGUGUUUUGUCCGAUGGGUUCGCGAUGGGUGCGCUGGCUGCUGUGAUAGGCAAGAAUUGGGCUAUUAAUGUGGGUACACUAGGUGCUUAUUUGGCUUAUGUUGCUGUCGGAGGGGAUGUCGAGGAGACUAUCGUUUUGAAUGGGACGAUUGUGGAGAAGGGAAGGAAGUUACUCAAGGAUCUUUCCUAG